AUAAGUGACUUUUUUAUGAAUAUUAUUGUCCAAGACACUUCAUCAUCUUUUAUUGUCAACAGUGACUUAACGCAUUUAAUGUCUUUAAAUGUAAUUGAUGAAAAAGUGUGUAAGAGUUUUAUUUGUGCUUGUGUAGUAUAUAUAUAUGUACAUAAAGCUCGGAAGAGUGAGAGAGAGAGAGAGAAGGUGAAGGUACAUACGCGAGCCUGUCAACCGGCCACAGCAAGCGACAAUGCUCGAUGUGAGAUAAAACCUACUGGAACUUAUACUCUCACUGAUCGAGGGACAACAAACAGGAGCCCAAACGCAGCAAGAGAAUGGCAAAUAAAAUUUAUUUAA
Molecule: messenger RNA, 339 nt
Organism: Cotesia congregata
Lineage: Eukaryota; Metazoa; Arthropoda; Insecta; Hymenoptera; Braconidae
Source: the annotation of a GenBank genome assembly